Molecule: messenger RNA, 1295 nt
Organism: Polyodon spathula (Mississippi paddlefish)
Lineage: Eukaryota; Metazoa; Chordata; Actinopteri; Acipenseriformes; Polyodontidae
Gene: mettl18
Product: methyltransferase like 18
Exons: 2
Coding region: 127-1128 (333 amino acids)
Biological process (GO): peptidyl-histidine methylation, to form tele-methylhistidine
Molecular function (GO): protein-L-histidine N-tele-methyltransferase activity
Source: RefSeq, a predicted model, not a curated record
UGUAGUCCAUACAUACUAAAUGGCAGUUCACGUGGACAGGUGCUCGUUCGGUGCUGCAAAUAUAUAAUUCAAAAAGUACAUUUUGUCUUGUCUAUUAUAAGUCUGUUGUUAAAGGCUGCAUAGGGAAUGGCAUUCAGUUUUAAUUUUGAUGUGGGGGUAGAAGCGGACCCUCCUUUGCUGAGUGCGGCCGAGGAGAAGCCGAAACUUGAAAAAGAGGUCCGGCGCCAGGAGGACGAAAACAAAGAGGCGGGAAAGCACCAAGACAGCACGGUGGAGACAGGAGUAAAAAAAGCCAAGGAGCACAUUCCCCCCCAGGACUGUGAGCACCUACUGGAGAACACAGUCACCGAGACCUUUUCCUUGGGAACGCUACCCCCAAUCCAUUACCUCAAUGAGUCUGUCCUAGAGCAGACAGCCUCCGAACGUGCUGACCGGGAAAUGAUCCUGUCCCAGAACAUCGGCUCUCACUCCGACCUCAUCUCGGGGGUGUACGAGGGAGGCUUACGCAUUUGGGAGUGCACCAUUGACCUCCUUGAGCACCUGGAGAGCGAAGGAGAGACUUUCUCUGGGAAACGAGUGCUCGACCUUGGCUGUGGGGCUGGAUUGCUAGGAAUUUUGGCUCUAAAGAGAGGGGCCAAGGAGGUUCAUUUCCAGGAUUACAACAGCACAGUGAUAGAGGAAAUGACGCUGCCAAACGUGCUCCUCAACUGCGACGAUGCGGAUGAGGAAGGGAACUCAGACAGCGCAGCCUCAAAGAAGAAAUCACCAGAGCUCCCCCCACAGGUAGGACUGGCCAGGUGCAGAUUCUUCUCAGGAGACUGGACCAGCUUUCUUUCCCUUGUGCUGAGCAGCGAGCCACAUCCACAGUACGACCUCAUCUUCACCUCAGAGACAAUCUACAACACGGCUUAUUAUCCCUCCCUGCAUGAGGUGUUGUUGCAGCUUCUCGCACCAGCAGGCCUUGUGUACCUGGCUACCAAGGCACAUUACUUUGGGGUCGGGGGAGGCCUUCAUCUCUUUGAGAGUUUUGUGGAGCAGAAAGAUGUUUUCAACAUCAAGAGCCUGAAGGAGGUAGAGGAAGGGCUUAAGAGGCACGUGGUGGCUUUGAGCUUCAAGAAGAGAGACUAACUGAAGUCAGGGCAGCAAUAACCCCACAUAUACCUGGGAUUGGUCAGGGGGAAAAGUUUUUCCAGGACAAUAGGCUGCAAAUUAUAAAUGAUUAUGAUUUAUGAAUACUUUCUUUAGUUAUGUAUAGACUGUACGUGAGCCUACAAUAAAGUUACAGCAGUGUGAAA